Diplodia corticola is the source of this 378-nucleotide messenger RNA. Its product is annotated as cyanovirin-n family protein. Bases 1 to 378 code for a protein of 125 amino acids. The record is from RefSeq and is a predicted model, not a curated record. The transcript is spliced from 2 exons. NCBI's taxonomy places the organism in Eukaryota, Fungi, Ascomycota, Dothideomycetes, Botryosphaeriales, Botryosphaeriaceae.
AUGUCUUUCCACCUUUCCGCCGAGGACAUCCGCAUCGACGACAACCACAUCCUCCGUGCCCGCCUCCGCACCGAGGGUGGCGAGUGGAGGGACGCCGAGAUCGACCUCAACCACCACCUGGGCAACCAGGACGGCACGAUCCACUGGGACGGCCGCGACUUCUCGCACUCUGCCGAGAACGUCACCUUCUCCAUCGAGGGUGGCGGCGAGGUUCCCGUCCUGCGCACCUACCUCCGCUCCAUCCACGGCGAGGAGUUCGCCCGCGAUGUCAACCUCGCCGAGCGCAUCCAGAACCACGAUGGCCAUUUCGUCUACGGUAGGGAAGCCCCUCGCAGCUGGGCAUUGAAGAAGAAGGCUAACGCGUGCCCCGCAGUCUAA